GACAAGAAAAAAGAAAGAGUGCCAAAUACUCUGAUUUCCAAUUCAGUUCAUUUCUUGUUUUCAAUCCAUAAUCCAUGGUUGCAGCAACACGAUCGGGAGACGCGGAUCCAGCUGGCAAAGCGAAAGCGCUGGGCACACCACGCAGCGCGAGUGCAAUCAAGAACUGGACGACCUUCUUCAACGAGCGCGCGCCGCUGCCAGUCUACGUGCUCUUGGCGCUGGGGCCCUGCUUGUCGGGGUUUGCGCUGGCGGACAGCAGCCUCCCGCUGCCCGUCACGAGCGGCCAAUUCUCGUACUGGCAAACCCUGGCGAUCGUCGUUGCUGGACAGCUGCUCUACCUCAUCACGCUGCGUUGCAUGGACGACGUCAAGGAUUACGACAAGGACGUCAAGGUGCACCCAGACCGACCCUUGCCGCGCGGGCUGAUUCUCUACGACGAGCUCGUGAAUGCCAUCCGCCUCGAAAUUGCCCUCUUGUGCGUCUACGCGGUCGUGCUUUGGUUUGUCUUCUCGCCACUGGCAGGGGCGACGUUCGGGCUGCAAAUUGUCUACUUGGUCCUCAUGUACAUUGAGUUUGGCAUCGGUCACUGGCUCGACCCCCGCGUCUUUUUGUACGCCUUGACCCACCAAGCGUCCAUCUACGUCGGUGCGCUGCACAUUUCGGCCAUCACCAACCCGGAUUUGAUCUGGGAUCCGCGCACCUACUGGCUGGGGACGGUGGCGCUUUCCGGCGCCUUCACGUAUGAGGUCUGCCGCAAGCUCGACCCGACCCUGGAUCCCCUCAAGGGCACUUACCGUGUCGUUCUGGGCAAGUGGCCGACCUACGCGAUCGUUUUGUUCACCGUUUCCCUCGGAGUGGUGUCGUCGCAUGUGAUGGGACUUUCCUACAUGCUCUGGCCGAUUCAGGCGCUGCUGCUUGUCGCCCUGACCCUGCAUUUCGUUCUUCCUCAGCGCAAGAGCAAGCACAAGCUCGUCGAGAUUAUCUCCAUCUUCUACGUGCUCCUGCACAUCUGGUCGCAGUACAUUCACCGUAAAUGGUAUUAGAUUCCAGCUCUUUAGGAGUGUUUUUUGCUGUCUGUCUGUCUGUCUGUCUGUCUGUUUUUUGUUUGUUUUUUU
Capsaspora owczarzaki ATCC 30864 is the source of this 1115-nucleotide messenger RNA. RefSeq lists its product as hypothetical. Lineage: Eukaryota; Filasterea; Ministeriida; Capsasporidae. The coding region runs from base 75 to 1043 and encodes 322 amino acids. Gene Ontology annotation, molecular function: transferase activity, transferring alkyl or aryl (other than methyl) groups. The record is from RefSeq and is a predicted model, not a curated record. The transcript has 2 exons. Gene Ontology annotation, cellular component: membrane.